GCUUGUUGGAACUACAAUUUUAGUAUGCUUCAUUCCCCACUCUGAUCACUAUAUACUAGAAAAAUGCACCUAAACGAUACUCCAGUGAAUGUGACCAGAGAAAAUAUAAUGUUAUUCAAUCAGACCAAGAAAGAAGCCUUUAAUUUGAACCAACAUUUCAGAGAAGCUUCGAAACGUCUAAAGUCUACUUGGCAGAUUUUGGCUAACAAAGAUGAAAUAACCAUGGAAAGGCUGUGCAGUUCAAAGCUGUUCGUUAUUUGUGGGCCGACUGAGAAGUUCAACGCCGCGGAAUUUUCCACUCUGAAGAAAUAUUUGGAACAUGGUGGUGCGAUUUUGGUUCUUUUAGGUGAGAACGGGGAAUGCCGAUACACAACUAACAUAAAUUUUCUCUUGGAGCAGUACGGAAUCAUGGUGAACAAUGAUGCUGUUGUGCGUACUGCGUACUACAAAUACUUUCACCCGAAAGAAGCCUUGAUCCCCGACGGCGUUUUGAAUAGGUCUGUAGCAGAAGCAUCUGGCAAGUGGUCACCCGGAGGUGCGUCCGAAGGAAUACCACACAGACUGGCAAUGCAAUUUGUGUACCCUUAUGGGGCUACACUUAACGUGGCGAAACCUUCUGCUGCUUUACUUUCCACCGGUAACGUCGCUCUUCCCCUUAAUCGUCCAGUGUGUGCUGUCUACAAAUCCAAAGAACCAAACGGGGGAGCUCUCGCUGUUGUUGGUAGCUGUGCAAUGUUCACCGACAGUUAUGUGAGCAAGGAAGACAACUUCAAGAUUUUUGAAUUUCUGAUAAAUAUUUUAACAACUGAUUGUAUCAAACUUAAUUCAAUCGACGCUGAAGAUCCCGAUAUUGAGCCAUACCAUCAAGUCCCGGACAUAACUACCUUGGCCAACAGUCUCAAAUGCUGUUUACAAGAGAGUGACGAAGUUCCACAAAGCGUCUGCGAGAUGUUUGACAGCGGUCUUUUUAAUAUGGAUCUGAAUGCAGUGCCGAAAGCUUUAAGAGCUUACGAAAAACUCCGAGUAAAGCAUGAACCUCUCAGUCUUAUUCCACCCCAGUUCGAAACACCAUUGCCUCCGGUUCAGCCUUCAGUAUUUCCACCCAAUUUUCGCGAGCCCGGUCCACCUCCACUUGAAUUGUUUGACUUGGAAGAGCAGUUUUCCACUCCCAAGGCGCGCUUGGCCCAGUUGGCCAAUAAAUGUAACGAGGACGACCUGGAAUAUUUUGUUCGUGAGUGUGGUGAUGUUUUGGCGGUCACUCGCAAACUCCCUGAAGCAAAGCGUAACGCACGAGUCAUUUUGGAGGUCAUUUUCACGGAACUGGCUGAAUUCAAGAAAAUGAAUCAAGACCAGGAAGAAAUGAGAACAUCCUGUGAUAAUGAGAAGAUGCCAACUUCGUAGUGAUCGCUCCCACAGUAAAAGACGAAUCUCGCUCCUUAUUUAUUUUUCCAGUUUCAGCUGUAUUUUGAGGUUAUUCCGAAAUAAUCUUUCUCCUGUA
Messenger RNA from Dicrocoelium dendriticum, 1498 nucleotides. Lineage: Eukaryota; Metazoa; Platyhelminthes; Trematoda; Plagiorchiida; Dicrocoeliidae. The record is from the annotation of a GenBank genome assembly.